UUACUCAUGUUUUUGAUCAACGAGAUUUGGAUAUGGUCAUGUGCCUUCACUACAUUUUCCUUCCAAAAUGGCGGCAGAGGACCAGAAAGCACAUGGAGGGAUCCCUCAAAUGCGAUUUGUGGAAGAUGUGGAUGCUUACAUGAAGGAACCGGAGCAUGAAAAUGCAGAGAAAGUCCUCCGUAAGCUGGAUGAGCAGUAUCAGAAAUACAAGUUCAUGGAGUUCAACUUACAGCAGAAGAAGAACAGGUUGAAGGGGCAAAUCCCAGAAAUUAAGACAACAUUAGAUAUAAUUCAGCACAUGCAAAGCAGAAAGGGUUCCAGUGAGCCAAUGGAGACCAGUUUUAUGAUGUCAGACAAUCUGUAUGCAAAGGCAACCGUCCCUCCAACAGACAAGGUCUGCCUUUGGCUGGGGGCCAAUGUCAUGUUGGAGUACAGCGUGGAUGAUGCUGCUGCUCUGCUGGCCAAAAACCACAGCGCAGCCACCUCAAGUAUGACUCAAGUGGAGAAAGACUUGGAGUUCUUAAGGAACCAGUUGACUACCACAGAAGUCAACAUGGCCAGAGUUUUCAACUGGGACGUCAGAAGACGACAGGCAGCGAAACUACCUUAACCCUUCUCAUAAUAGUUACAGUUACAUGAACUGCAGCACCCCACCCUUCCAAAGCUAACUGAUAAUAAGCAGGCCCCUAACUUGUAAACAGUUUUUGUCUGGACUGUGCUUGAUACAUGUCCAGACAUGGUUUAUGUCUUAGGGGCCUUUAAUUUUGACAUAUUACCCAAAGUUCAUCACACUGCGCAUGUACAGUUCACACUGUGAACUGGCUUAUUUGCCUCUCCAAGAAUUAAGUUUCUGUGUGCUCUGCCACCUUUGUUUUUGUCACCAAAGAUAGGUAUUGAUUUGGUUUGUUUCGACCACAUGUCACCAAGUGCCUGAGUGUAGCACAUCCUGUGUAUGCUAUUUUUUUUCAGUGUGGGUUCAUGUUCUAACCUCUCUGCAGAGUUAGCCAUGUAAGUAUGCACAUGAUGGAAUAGAGAUUUAUUCCCACAUCAUUUAGAUUGAACAAAGAAGACAAAAAAACAGAUCUCGCUUGCUAUUUCCUAGCUUGCUAUUUCUAAGGAUUGCUUUGUGUUCGCCUUCAAAAAUGAAAACAUUAGGUUAGAAAUACCGAUAGCAAUUUAAGGUAAUGGUGUGUGUAAAAUAAGUAAUGGCAGAAAUCUGGGUGUAUGUACUUAACAAUGCAUAGUUAUGACUGUAUGCAUCAUGUUUUUUUGUGUUCAUUGGUGAUUGGUUGUGCAACAUGAAACAGCAAAU
Branchiostoma belcheri (Belcher's lancelet) is the source of this 1312-nucleotide messenger RNA. RefSeq names its product prefoldin subunit 3-like. The coding region runs from base 68 to 610 and encodes 180 amino acids. Gene Ontology annotation, cellular component: cytoplasm; prefoldin complex. The record is from RefSeq and is a predicted model, not a curated record. Gene Ontology annotation, biological process: microtubule-based process; tubulin complex assembly; protein folding. The transcript has 6 exons. Gene Ontology annotation, molecular function: tubulin binding. NCBI's taxonomy places the organism in Eukaryota, Metazoa, Chordata, Leptocardii, Amphioxiformes, Branchiostomatidae.